UUGACCAUAGGAUUGAUUGUAAUGUCACCACGACCACGACCACUAACCGGAAGUGAAAAAUAUUACAAGUGUUCAAGUACGGGUAAAUCAAGAUUAUUACCCAGUAUAUUUGAUGAACCACCGAAAUAUACUUAUUCAAUCAUAGUACCAGCAUAUAAUGAAGCACAAAGAAUGCCUAAUAUGUUAGAAGAAACGGUAAACUAUUUAGAAGCUCGUAAGAAUUCGGAUAAAACUUUUUCAUAUGAAAUUAUUGUUGUUGAUGAUGCUAGUGAUGAUGGUACUAGUAACGUUGCAUUGGAAUUUUCUAAACCUAGAGGAAUUGAAUUAAAAGUGUUAACCUUGGAAAAAAAUCGAAAGAAAGGUGGCGCUGUUACUCUGGGUAUAUUAAGUGCUAGUGGAAAAUAUAUUUUGUUUGCUGAUGCGGAUGGAGCGACAAAAUUUUCUGAUCUAGAUUGUUUAGAGAAGGAGUUAAAUAAAAUUUCAAGAGAAGGAUACGGUGUAGCUGUUGGAUCUAGAGCUCAUUUAGUGAAAACCGAAGCCGUAGUCAAAAGAUCAUUAAUUAGAAAUUUUUUAAUGCACUCGUUUCAUAAAUUAUUAUAUAUAUUAGGGAUAAGAACAAUAAAAGAUACACAAUGCGGAUUUAAAUUAUUCACGAGGAAAGCAGCGUUAAACAUAUUUAAUAAUAUACACGUAGAAGGAUGGAUAUUCGAUAUUGAAGUGUUAUUAGUAGCACAAUAUUUCAAAAUGCCCAUCGUAGAAGUAUCUGUUACUUGGCAUGAGAUUGAUGGUUCUAAAGUUUCACUCAUAAAAGAUUCUAUCAAAAUGGCCACUGAUUUGUUAAUUAUUAGGUUGAAUUACCUUUUUGGGUUUUGGAAAGUUAAAGAUUAUAAUCCAAGUAAAAUUAAAAGUGAAUAA
Molecule: messenger RNA, 915 nt
Organism: Funneliformis mosseae
Lineage: Eukaryota; Fungi; Glomeromycota; Glomeromycetes; Glomerales; Glomeraceae
Source: the annotation of a GenBank genome assembly